This is a messenger RNA of Prunus armeniaca (apricot), 939 nucleotides long. NCBI's taxonomy places the organism in Eukaryota, Viridiplantae, Streptophyta, Magnoliopsida, Rosales, Rosaceae. The record is from the annotation of a GenBank genome assembly.
AUGGAAAAUAGGCAUCAGAGGAGAAAAUGUGAUGAGACCUAUGAAAUGACCCCAUACUUUCCAGCCAGCAGGUACAGUGAGUUCCAAAAUGCUCAUAAGAUCUUUGGUGUGAGCAACAUCCAAAAGAUCAGGGCCAUGGCUGCACCUGAUCAAAGACAGGCAGCUGCUGAAAGCAUUCUCAAGGAAGGGAAUGCAUGGAAAGUUAUAGACACAAUCAGCUGUAAUGAAGCUAUCAAACUAAUAGGUAGCAAUAUCAAGCUAUACAAGCAAUACCUCAAGGAAAUGGCUUUGCAUGUGUCGCUUAAGACAUGCAGGUUUCUUAAAAGUAGCACCGCAUUCUUGGCAAGUAUUGGAUUUUUCCCUCUCUCCUUCCCCAUCCCCAUCAGCCUCUUUGGCCAUUUCCAUCUCUUCUUGGAACAAAAAUGCCACAGUACUCACAAUAAUAUCGCAGCGAAUAAAGACUUUAAAACUCAGCCAAAGCUUUUCUCGCUUUCCCCCAAGGCGCUUACGACGUGGUUCCCAGUUCGUUCCAACCAGAAAGCUUUUCACGAAGUUGUCACUUGUCGCACUGCAUCAGUCUCAGCGUUCGAUAAUGUCUUCACUUGGGACGACUUCGUUACAAUAUCCAAACCGGUUAAGAUCUCAGGGGCUACUCGGAAAAGAUCAAAAUCUGCAAUCGCGCUUUCCUUGGAAUCGCACUCUGAGUUCCUUCCCUCUGAAAUUGAGGACCAUUCACAAAGGAAAAUUCAAACUCUAAUGGCGGUUUCAUUCAUCGCUGAGCAGAGGACGAGAGCUGUGGGAGAUGUAAUCAAAAGCUUAGGGGAAGAACAUAGUCCAGAGCCUCCAGACCUUGAUGAAAUAACAUGGGCAUUCCCCGACCCCGAAAUAGAUGGAUUUACAUCACAUGUUCCUAAAUUAGACGGCUCUGGUGCACUUUAA